This is a messenger RNA of Perkinsus marinus ATCC 50983, 1035 nucleotides long. RefSeq names its product thermophilic serine proteinase precursor, putative. NCBI's taxonomy places the organism in Eukaryota, Perkinsozoa, Perkinsida, Perkinsidae. The record is from RefSeq and is a predicted model, not a curated record. Bases 1 to 1035 code for a protein of 344 amino acids. Gene Ontology annotation, biological process: proteolysis. Gene Ontology annotation, molecular function: serine-type endopeptidase activity. The transcript has a single exon.
AUGAAACUCCUCGUAUCAUCAUUUUGGUUCUUCUUGUGCGAUCUUUUCUACGUUGAAGCAGAAGUGGGCGAAAAUGGCCAUUUCCGAGGGCUCGGUCCUGUGAACGGUGAUCCUAACGACAGACUCUAUUAUAGGCAGAAGGAUUAUCUUGAGGCCAUCUCUAUACCGGAGGCUUGGAGUAUCCUGGACUCUACUCCCAAGAGAACACCUGUGACCAUCGCAGUUAUAGACGACGGAAUCGAGGCCGCUCACCCUGACUUGAAGGGUACCGUCAUCAAGGGCUACAACGUCGUUGAUAAGAAUGAUGAUACCAGUCCUCGAGGACGGCAUGGCACUUGCAUGGCUGGCAUCGUUGGUGCUAUCAGAAAUAACAAGAUCGGCAUGGCGGGUAUCCUGGACAGUGUGCGUAUACUGCCCAUAUUCGACGGUGAAGUUCUGAGCUACUCUGCAAUCGAGGAUGCUUUCACCUAUCUGAUCAAUAAGAGGAGAGAUGAUGUGAAAGUUAUUCUCAUGACGGAGGUAUCCGGAUCAAGUAGGUCUCAAGCUGUUACCGACAAGAUUUUGGAAGCGGCUUCAGCUGGCAUGCUCGUUGUCGUCUCGGCAGGGAAUGGCCACGUGGAUCUGGACAAGACCCCAUACUUUCCUUGUUCCUUCGGCCGUUCGCCCGCUGAUGGAGUGCUAUGUGUGGCUGGAACGUAUGGUAGCGGCAUGCAGCUUACGGACGAAAGCAAUUUUGGUUCAGCUGUGGACAUCGCCGCUCCAGGUUACGAUAUAGUCCAAACUAGCCUUGAAGGGGAGUACGGCUGGGGUUCGGGCACUUCGGCUGCCGCCGCCAUCGUAGCAGGUAUAGCUGGGAUGCUCUACUCCCUUGAACCAUCUGUGAAGAUUAAGCUGACUCCUGCUUACAUCAAAAAAAUCAUCAAGGAUACGGCCACCAAAGGUGUCAAGGACAGUAAAGGAAAAAAGACUCUCUCAUUCGGCCGCGUGAAUGCUGCAGCGGCUGUCAAGAAGAUACUUGGAAGAAAGAAGGUAUAA